GUCCCACCCCCCGCAAAGCAAAGCUGUCACUGCAGAGCUGUGGAGAUGGGGGGGGCCGGGGGGAGGGGACGUCUCCGUGCCUCAAUGACCCCCCCCCGUGUGGUGGGGCUGGUGUGUCCAUCCCGGGGUGUCCAGCAGUGAAUGUCCCAGCCCGUCCCGAGCCGCUGCAGCAUGACACAGCGUGGGGGGGGCAGCGGGGGGAGUCCUGGCUCUGAGCACUUCGGCAGCGCUGAGAGGCGCUGGAGGGGGUGAAGAUGUCGGGCUCCAUCGCCUCGUACGAGCAGCUGGUGCGGCAGGUGGAGGCGCUGAAGAAGGAGAACAGCCACCUCCGGCGGGAGCUGGAGGACAACUCCAACCACCUCUCCAAGCUGGAGAAUGAGACCUCGGACAUGAAGGAGGUCCUGAAGCACCUCCAGGGGAAGCUGGAGCAGGAGGCGCGGGUCAUGGUGUCCUCUGGGCAGACAGAGGUCCUGGACCAGCUGAAAGCCCUGCAGAUGGACAUCACCAGCCUCUACAACCUCAAGUUCCCCCCAGAGGUCGCUGGAACUGGGCGCAGUGCUGAGGACAGCCCACCAGCCCCAGCGCCACACCGGGACGGUGCUGGGGACCUGGGCAGAGCCACCAUCCGGAUGCUGGAGGAGCUGGACAGGGAGAGGUGCUUUUUGUUGGGGGAGAUUGAGAAGGAGGAGAAGGAGAAGGUCUGGUACUACGCCCAGCUGCAGAGCCUGGCCACACGCCUGGAGGAGCUGCCCCACGUGGAGACGUUCUCCAUGCAGAUGGAUCUGAUCCGGCAGCAGCUGGAGUUCGAGGCCCAGCACAUCCGCUCGCUGAUGGAGGAGCGAUUCGGCACGGCCGACGAGAUGGUGCAGCGGGCACAGAUCCGCGCGUCCCGCCUGGAGCAGAUCGACAAGGAGCUGAUGGAGGCGCAGGACAAGGCGCAGCAGCCGGAGCCGCAGCUCUGUGGGAAGGUGCCGGGCACUGAGGGGGACGGGAGCCUGGACCCCCCGACCCACCCUGAGGAAGGGGGCAGCAGCAAGGUGGAGGUGGUCUUCUGGCUCCUGUCCAUGCUGGCCACGCGGGAUAAGGAGGACAUGUCCCGCACGCUGCUGGCCAUGUCCAGCUCCCAGGAGAGCUGCCAGGCCAUGCGGCGCUCGGGCUGCCUGCCCCUGCUCAUCCAGAUCCUGCACGACUCGGAGGGAGAGCCCGGCCCCCCCGAGAGCCCCCCCAGCGCCAAGGACGCCCGCAUGCGGGCCAACGCCGCCCUCCACAACAUCGUCUUCUCCCAGCCCGAUGAGGGCCAGGCCAAGAAGGAGAUGCGGGUGCUGCACGUGCUGGAGCAGAUCCGCUCCUACUCGGAGACCUGCUGGGACUGGCUGCAGAUGCAGAGGCGGGACGGGGGGCGAGGCCCCGGGGGCAGCGCAGCUCCAGUGCCCAUCGAGCCCCAGAUCUGCCAGGCUACCUGUGCCAUCAUGAAACUCUCCUUCGACGAGGAGUACCGGCGGGCCAUGAACGAGCUGGGUGGGCUGCAGGCAGUGGCUGAGCUGCUGCAGGUGGACUAUGAGAUGCACAAGGUGACCAACGACCCCCUGAACCUGGCGCUGCGGCGCUACGCCGGGAUGGCCCUCACCAACCUCACCUUCGGGGACGUGGUCAACAAGGCGACGCUGUGCUCACGCCGGGGCUGCAUGGAGGCCAUUGUGGCUCAGCUGGGCUCCGACAGUGAGGAGCUGCACCAGGUGGUCUCCAGCAUCCUCAGGAACCUCUCCUGGCGCGCUGACAUCAACAGCAAGAAGGUGCUGAGGGAGGUGGGCAGUGUCACCGGGCUGACGCGGUGCGCCCUGCACGCUGGCAAGGAGUCGACCCUGAAGAGCGUCCUGAGCGCGCUGUGGAACCUGUCGGCGCACAGCACGGAGAACAAAGCUGCCAUCUGCGGGGUGGAGGGAGCCCUGGGCUUCCUGGUCAGCACCCUCACCUACAAGUGCCAGAGCAACUCGCUGGCCAUCAUCGAGAGCGGCGGUGGGAUCCUCAGGAACGUCUCCAGCCUCAUCGCCACGCGGGAGGACUACAGGCAGGUGCUCCGGGACCACAACUGCCUGCAGACGCUGCUGCAGCACCUGCGCUCGCACAGCCUCACCAUCGUCAGCAACGCCUGCGGGACCCUCUGGAACCUGUCGGCCCGCAGCCCCCGCGACCAGGAGCUGCUCUGGGACCUGGGGGCGGUCGCCAUGUUGCGCAACCUCAUCCACUCCAAGCACAAGAUGAUUGCCAUGGGCAGCGCGGCCGCUCUCCGCAACCUCCUCACCAACCGGCCCCCCAAGUACAAGGACACAGCGGUGGUCUCGCCGGGCUCCUGCAUGCCCUCGCUCUACAUGCGCAAGCAGAAGGCGCUGGAGGCCGAGCUGGACGCCAAGCACUUGGCUGAGACCUUUGACACCAUGGAGAAGCAGAGCCUGAAGAGCCAGAGCGCCAAGAAGCCCAUGCGGCACAUGGAGAGCCUGGUGAAGGACUACGCCUCCGACUCUGGCUGCUUUGAUGAUGACGAGGUGCCCAACAUCUCCACCGGUGUGGAGACAGCCAGUGCCUCUGUCCUCUCCAUUUUCCUCAACUCCUCUUUCCUGCAGGGGCAGGCGCUGCCCCGGGUGCUGGCGCAGAGACGCUGCCCAGAGCCGGAGAAGGACGGCAGCGGGAAGGCGGCCGAGCCCAGGAAGCUGCCCCUGCCGGAGGAUGACGUCUCUCUGGCUGCCGAGAAGUUGGCCAACAAGAUCUCCAGCACGGUGGCCAAGAUCGACAAGCUGGUGGAAGACAUCUCCACCAUGCACACGUCCUCGGAUGACAGCUUCAGCCUCAGCUCCGAGGACCACUGCCUGGACUGGCAGUACGGCCCCGAGGAGCUGCCCGAGGCGCGCGCCCAGUCCUGCUCGCCCUGUCGCCUCUCGGACGCUGGCGCCUUCGGCAAGCGGGAGGGCCUGAGCCGGGCGCGGGCGCUGCUGCGGCUGAGGACAGCGCAGACCAGCCUGUCCAACGACAGCCUCAACAGCGGCAGCACCAGCGACGGCUACUGCACCAAGGAGCACAUGAAGCCCUGCACCAGGGCUGCCUUCCUCGACUACCGGGACGAGCUGCAGCGGUACCAGAAGCGCCCGAGCCGGCUCGACCUCCAGAGCAUCCUGGGUGGAAAACCGGAGCGGGGGGAACCCAAGGGCAGGGACGCGGCUGAGCCGGAGAAGCCGGAGCAGCAGGACCUGCCCGAACGGGCCAAGAAGACGGUGACUUUCCCCAGCCCCAAGGCACUGGAGGAGCCCGAGUGGAAGAAGGAGGCAGGCAGCAAGCUCUCCCCCGACCCCCAGGUCCGCACCAUCAAGCUCUCCCCGUCCUACCAGCACGUGCCUGUGCUCGAGAACACAGCCAAGAGUGGUGCAGCCACCAGUGCCAGCCACCACCCCUCCCUCAUGGGCAGAAAGCAAGCCUGGUUGCCCCCCACCCUGCUGCAGACAGCUGAGACCCUGAGCAAGAUCCCGGAGAAGCUGCCUGCCCACCCGCCGGCCACCACGGAGCAGGAGUCAGUGCAGAAGUACUCAGUGGAGGACACCCCGAUCUGCUUCUCCCGCUGCAGCUCCCUCUCCUCCCUCUCCUCAGCUGACAAUGUGCUGGAUGGGCAGAGCCACAGCGAAAAUGACCUGGACAGUGAUUCCUCCCUGGAGAUCCUGGAGAUGGAGGAAGGAGAUGGGGAAGGUGAGAAUGGGAGGCAGGAGAAGGUGGCAGAUCCAGGUCUGACCACACCAGUGGGGAUUUCCCAGCCCAUCACCAUCCCCUUCCCAGAGCGUGACAAGGUCUUCCUGCGGGAAUCAUCGCCAUCCCGCCAGGAGGACCUCACACCCUCGAGCUCCUCAGAGAACUACAUCCAGGAGACGCCACUGGUGAUGAGCCGCUGCAGCUCCGUCAGCUCCCUGGGCAGCUUUGAGAGCCCCUCCAUCGCCAGCUCCAUCCAGAGCGACCCCUGCAGCGAGAUGAUCAGCGGCACCGUCAGUCCCAGCGAGCUGCCCGACAGCCCCGGCCAGACCAUGCCCCCCAGCCGCAGCAAGACACCCCUCUUUGAGCUGGGCUGUCAGCCAGAGAAGGAGACCAGCCAGUUCAACAUCCAGUGGGAGAACAACGUCAAGAAGUUCAUGGAAAUCACCGACUUCAAGGAACGCUUCCAGCUGCCCCAGGACCUGGACUCCAUGGUCUACUUUACAGUGGAGAAACCCAACGAGAACUUCUCCUGCGCCUCCAGCCUGAGCGCCCUGCCCCUCCACGAGCACUACGUCCAGAAGGACGUGGAGCUCAAGCUGAUGCCCAACUUCCCAGAGAAGAGCAGCCUGAAUUUUGCGGCUCACGAGAAGCGGGAGGAGCGGCGGGAGGAGCGGUACCUGGAGGGCCGGUGCCGGGCCGAGCGCCCCGAGCCCCCCGACGACGACGACAUCGAGAUCCUGAAGGAGUGCAUCAGCUCUGCCAUGCCCUCCCGUUUCCGCAAGGUGAAGACCUCCCUGCUCUCCGGCCAGGUCCUGCACCCCCAGACAAAGAAGCCGGUGCACGUCCCUGUCUACAUGCUGGUGCCAACCCACGCCCACCCCAGUGUCCCCAAGCACCUUCGUGCCACCGCCCGCGACCUCUUCAAGGAUGACGACUCCUUCACCGACUCAGCUGACGGGACCCCUGUCAACUUCUCCAGCGCUGCCUCGUUGAGCGAUGAGACCCUGCGGUACCCGGCUGCUGAGGAGGCUGAGCACCCCCGUGGCGGGGGGCCGGGGCGCCCGGUGGGGGUCUUGACCAAGGGGCACCAGGAGGCAGGCAAUGCCAGCCCCAUCCCAGCCAGGAGAGCCACCUCUAGCAGCACCAGGCUGAGCUCAGCCUGCACAGGGAAAGCAGGAGUGGAGGGAAAGCGGGGCCAGGCCCCCAUGAGGAGCCUGGAGCUGGAGGUGGGGGACAGCAGUGGUCCCCCCGGGAGGAGGGAUGUUCCCCAGGAAGAAGGGGUGGCCUUCCAGUCGCUGUGCCACACCACGCCCACGGAGGAAGCCGUCUACUGCUUCUACGAGCAGGACUCGGACGAGCAGCCCGAGGUGGGCAGGGAGGUGCCCGGCAGCGCAGCCCAGCCUGGCUGGGGUCCCAGGAGGGAGCGCUGGGCUGGAUCUGUCCCCCGCAGGGACCCUGAGCCCCCUCCCCGGCCGGCGAAGGUGAAGCCCCAGAACACCCUCAUCGCCGACGAGACUCCACCGUGCUACUCCCUCAGCUCCUCCAUGAGCUCCCUGAGCGAUGCCAACCUCUCUGAGGGUGAGGAGAGGGGUCAGCCCUGCAGCAAAGCCCCCCGGGGGCUGCGGGCGGGAGGUCAGGCCCAGGGGGGCUCCCCCAGCCUCAACUCGGAGGAUGACCUGCUGCAGAACUGCAUCGGCUCGGCCAUGCCCAAGCACUGGCGGCCCUCGGCUCGCCGGAGGGUGGUGGAGCGCAAGCAGAAGCCGGUGGGUGCCGGCGGGAGGGAGCGGAAAGCCGAGGUCAGACAUCUCCCUGCCGAGGACGCCGGCUCUGACCGGGGCUCGGACCUGGACAGCGUGGAAUGGCAGGCCAUCCAGGAGGGUGCCAACUCCAUCGUCACCUGGCUGCACCAGGCUGCUGCCUCCUUCUCGCGGGAGCCUUCCUCUGAGUCUGACUCCAUCCUCUCCUUCAUGUCAGGGCUCUCGGUGGGCUCCACCCUGCAGCUCUCCCUGGGCAGGCAGGAGAAGAAACGGGCUGGCAGCGCGGCCGGCCGGGAUGGGGCGAGGAGGGAGCACAGCAAGACCCGCCCGGAGAGGAAGGACGCGCCGGGUCCCGCCAGCCGUGGCAGCGUCAGGGCAGAGCGGAGCCCAGCACCCGCCAAGCCCCUGCCCAACCUGCCCGUGGUCUUCCGGGGCAGGACAGUCAUCUACAUGCCCAACCUGGCCAAGGAUGCCCCAAGCCCACGGGCCACCCCGAAAAAGAGCCCUGCGGCGAAGCCCGAGGCUCCAGCAGCCAAGAACCUUUCCCUGAGCCAGCAGCGGUCACGGAGCCUGCACCGGCUGGGAAAACCCCCCGAAACAGGGGAGCUGGCGCUGCCCAAGAGGAGCACCACGCCGCCCGCCCGCAUCGGCAAGGGGCCCCCCUCCUCGGGAUCCUCCCGCACCUCCACCCCGUCCCAGCACGCGCCCAAGAAGCUGCCGUCGCCCUCCCAGUUCACCAAGCAAAGUCCCCCGGCCACAGGCAAAGCUGGGGGCUCUCCCUCCCCACCAGGACCCCCUGCCAGAGCCCCGAACCCCAAGUCCCCGGCCCCCAAACAGUCCAAGACGCAGAAGUCGCCCGUGCGCAUCCCCUUCAUGCAGAAGCCCAGCAGGAAGGUGGCACCAGGCCGGGGGGCCAUGCCGGUGCUGGAGGAGCAGGCGGAUGGGGGCAAAGUGCAGGGCAGGGGCCCCGGCCGGCUCAACCUGGUGCGGAUGUCGUCCACCCGCUCCAGCAGCAGCGACUCGGAUCGCUCGGGCUUCCUGCGCCAGCUCACCUUCAUCAAGGAAUCCUCCAGCCUGCUGCUCCGGCACCGCGCCGAGCUCUCCCCACCGCAGCCGUCGGCCUCGCUGCCCCGCCGGGCCUCCCCGCAGCGCAGCCGCGCCGCGCUCCCGGCCGUCUUCCUCUGCUCCUCCCGCUGCGAGGAGCUCAAGGCGGCCAAGCCAGUGGCCUCUGGCCCACGGCCCCUUGUCCCCAGGGUCCAGCCGGGUGGCAAAGUCCCCACCGGUGCCAAACCGCCACGGAGAACCAGUUCUGAGAGCCCGUCCCGGCUGCCGGUGAAGACCAGUGUCCCCGAGCCCUUCAAGAGGUACUCGUCCUCGCCCAACAUCGCCGUGGCGCGGCGCACGGGCAGCCCUUCCUCCGUGCUCUCCGCCCGCUCCGAGGCUCCGCGGCGGCCGCCGAGCGAGGCGGUGCCCGGCGGGCAGCCGGCCAAGCCCCCGGUGGUGGUGAUGAAGGGCACGUGGCGGAGGAUCCGCGAUGAAGACAUCCCCCACAUCCUGAAGAGCACGCUGCCCUCCUCCGCGCUGCCGCUGGCGGGGGACGGCGAGGACGAGCCCCCCGGCAGCUCCGGCCCCAGGAAGACCAGCGAUGCCGUGGUGCAGACCGAGGACUUCUCCACCACCAAGACCAACUCCAGCACCUCUCCCACGCUGGAGACCCGCCCGGGACCCCCGCCCGCCGGUGAUGGUGAAGCCCCGGCCCCCACCAAGGCCGCUCUGCCCAUCUCCUUUGGCCACGAGGCGCCGGCCGGGACCUUCCCCACCAGCCGGCACAGCUCCCCGAGCAGGGCCGCCCGUGUCACCCCCUUCAACUACGUCCCCAGCCCCAUGGCGGUGACAGCGGUGGCCGAGAAGGCGGUGGAGAAAAUCCAGGCUUGAGCAGCCUCUGCAGGUGAAGCCCCAGUCAGGGUCCCACAACCCCCUUCCUUCCCCACGGGAGGGGGACAGUGACAUUGGACAGCUGGGGACUGGUGAGUCACCCCAACCUGCUGCCUCCCCCCGCUGGGGUCCUGCUGCACCCGAGCCCCACAGGUCCCCGUGCCAAGGACCAGGCAGAGCCAUGGGGACCCGCUGGGGACGGCACUGAUGCCCCAAACCGAGCUGCAUCUCGGUGGCUCCAUCUCCUCCCCCCCCCCAAGGGAUGCCCCAGGACUGUGUCCCCUUGUCCCCCCAUCCUGCCUCAGGCAGGGGCUGAGCCAAGGGCCCGAUCCUGAGCACUGGGACACCCCCCGCACACUCCAGCCCUGCAGCUCAUCCCGCUCCAAGGCCCAGCCCUGCCAGUAUCACAGCUCAUUUAUUAACUGGGGAGGAACACACAGCUGGGCCAAGGCAGGGAGAGGCCCGAGGGAAAGGGGGAAAGCGUGUGGCUGUGGGGAGAUGGGGCU
Molecule: messenger RNA, 7930 nt
Organism: Apus apus (common swift)
Lineage: Eukaryota; Metazoa; Chordata; Aves; Apodiformes; Apodidae
Gene: APC2
Product: APC regulator of WNT signaling pathway 2
Exons: 15
Coding region: 255-7424 (2389 amino acids)
Biological process (GO): cell fate specification; Wnt signaling pathway; negative regulation of canonical Wnt signaling pathway
Cellular component (GO): beta-catenin destruction complex; cytoplasmic microtubule; catenin complex
Molecular function (GO): gamma-catenin binding; microtubule binding; beta-catenin binding
Source: RefSeq, a predicted model, not a curated record